AUGGUGCUAGCUGUAGCUGCUCCACACAAACGUCGUCACCACGAUGCAUUUGCCUCUGCCCCCCACGAUCCAGACCAUGACAUUGACGACAACAUGUCGCCCUCUCCGUCUCAAUCUCCUCCGCCAGGUGCAAUCCCAAUCGCAGGCAUGAUCGCUUCUCGGCAUCAAUCCCAUCAUCGCAACCAACAUCUCCACCAUCCUCAACUCGAUCCGAGCAACGACACCUUUGAUCACGUACCGUUUCACGAUGCUUCCAACGCUUCCAAUGCGUCCAGCUCCACCAAGCAUUGCUGCGAUAUAUGCUCCAAGACCUUCGCUCGCUACGAACACAUGCUUCGCCAUCGUGCCUCCCACACCAAUGCUGCUCCCUUCGCCUGCUCAGACUGCGGCAAACGGUUUCGUAGAAGCGAUGUCCUCCAACGCCAUCGCAAGCUCCACCUCAUUCGCAAGGAGCGCUCGCUCGACGAAAGCAAUGCAAAACUCACAAAGCGCCAACGUUCAGCCCUGCAUCGAGUCGAUGCCGCCUGUCUUCGCUGCUCUUCCAAGAAGCUCAAGUGUGAUGCCAAAAAACCUUGUUGCUCCCGCUGUCUUCGCAUGCCCGAUGUCCAGUGCACAUAUCCUUCAAAUUCCCACCAGUCUCCCUCACCAUCCAGUAGCUCACGCACCAGGUCAGCCUCGAUAGCCAUCGACAAUGUCCAGCAAGCGGAUGCUGAGGCCAACAAUGACAACGACGAAGAUGAAAACAAUGUUUCCGUUGGCAACGAUGCUCCUCCAGUCGCCUCCCUCACACCAUACCUAGAACAGCCACAAGUUUCUAGCCCCGCGAGUCUAUCGGCAACUGCUUCCUUCGUCGCGUCCGCAGAACCCUCUCUUGCAAACAUGGCGCUACCACUCAACUUGGAUCGUAAUCGCAAAGAAAUACACUUUCAAGAACCCCACUUUUCAUCCACUGUGCCUGCUUCCUUGCUACCACUGGCCAGCCCUAUCACCACCGAGUCCAAUCCGCCCGUACCCUUUCACCAAACACAUUCUCUGCACACAUCUGCAACUAGUAGUCAUCUGGUGGCUGCCACUCCUACCUCUGCAAAUGCGAUGCAUACCUCAGCACCGCCACUCAACUCCACCGCUGUCUACGAAGAUCGCUCCAUGACCGACUUGCUCGAAUGGCUCGAUGGAGCCAAGCGCACCAUUUCCAACACCGAGUCCGGACAAAUCGACUGGAUCUUUGCAGACAGUCCCGAAGCGCCUCCACUGCUUGACUGGAAUCAGAUGCAUCAGUGGGCCAACUUUGAUCUUGCAGCUUGCGCUGAUGACUCGUUGCUUGCGGGCACUGCUCCAUCAAGCUCAAGCUUAGUAUCGCGUCAACAACAGCCUCAGCACGCUUCGCUCAACGAGGCUCUUGAGCAGCAGCCGAACCUUUUGUCCAUGCUCAGUUCGGCGGCAGAGAUGAUGGACAAUGUUCAACGAACGCCUCAGUCCAGCCUGCCACCACAUGUCGGUUCAAGGAAUGCAGGUGCAACACCAGUAGCAGGCGCCUCCAUGUCCACCGCUGCCUCACCUCGAACUGCCACUCCAAAUCACGCUUUAGGUGCAGUUGCCGGUACAAACAGACCACCUGCCCGUGGCCGAUCUCGAUGGAAUAGCCCAGAGCUUGCGGAUGACGAGCUAGCUGCCCUCGACCACGCAAAGUUCGAUCCCGUCGAAGCCAAACGAGAUUUAGAGAUCACAAAAGAUGACGACGGCUUGCGCCCAGCGAGCCAGGCCACAGGAUCAAGACACCUUCGGGCCUCCGCCGUGCAAGCCUGGCCCAAUCGAUGGAAUCCUGCGCUCAAAGAGAACCAGCUUCCCGAAUUCACGUUCUCCAACGCCUCCGAGGAACACCUCAUGUCCGAAGACAUGGCUCACGUCAAGCGCGUCAAUCGAACCGCCAUGACGCGCAUGGCCGAGCAUCUCAAGAACGCAGCGCAAAGUCCGAUCGAGCUAGAACGCUUUGAGGCCGCCUUUUCCACGCUGGAUGCAUCCACCCUCAACGUCUACCUGCAGCUGUUCUUCCACCAUUGCUACACGUAUCUCCCCGCCAUCCAUCAAGCCACCUUUGAUCCGGAUCAAUGCGAUCCGCGCUUGCUAGCCGCAUUGUGUGCGGUGGGCGCCUUUUUUUCCGAGGUGCCAGGCAGUCGCAAUGCUGCCGUCUAUCUCGCCAGUCUUACCCAGAUGAGCGUCAGUCGAGCCACGCUGUCCAACAACGCCAUGGCCAGAGUCACUUCGACAUUCCAGUCGAUUCUGCUCAUUUACAUGAUCUGGCGCAGUGUCGGUGUCCCCGCUCGUCAGGAGUAUGCAGAGGCAUUCCGCUCCACCUACUGCACCAUGGUCCGACGCUGCAGGCUGCUGGAAAACAUCUCGCCGCCCAAGCUAGCUGCAGAUGUUAGCCUCGACGAACGUUGGAUGGCGUGGGUGGCGUGGGAGACGGGUCGGCGUACCGCGUGGGCGACGUUGGUGUCAGAGACAGAGCUGUCGCUGCACUGGAACCUGCCCGAACCUUUUGCACCCAACGAGUUGACGGGAAAGCUGCCCUGCGAUGACCAGCUGUGGCAAGCGCCCUCGGCGAUCGAAUGGGCGCAAACGGCAAAGAUGCUCUCGCCCAUCCACAGACGAGGUGUCGACCUUGACCAUCAGCUGAUGCCUGUCCAUGCCGAGGAGCAAGCACAUGCCGACUUUGUCUGGCCAGACAGCUCGGAGUACCUCGACGUUCACCAGGCUUGUGACAUUAUUCAGCGGACGGCUCAAUCGCGCCCCGAGGGUCACUCGUCCUCUGUCACGGACCAAGAACGCGAGUCACUGGUGCGAUUGUCGCCUUUCAGCCGGCUGUGUGUUGGGUCAGCCUUGAUGCUUUCCACACACCAAGCGGUGAAGAUGGUCCGGUUUUGCACGAUGCUCCUUGGAGACGAGGAACAGGCGCUUGAGAGGAUGCGCGCGUAUCUCUCCGCUGCUACCGAUCUCCUGGACACCAAACAGCCGCGAGACGCACGGGUCGCGCUGCUGCUCCAUGCCAUUCAGCUGUUUGCGCUCGUAUCUCCUGAAACGCUUCAGGUGCUCUCGUGCCGGCGUGGCGCGCAACGCAUGCAUGCGGCUCGACUAGAGCUGAGUACCGAGCUCAACGAGACCAAACCUUGGAAGACCGCAUCGAUCGUCUUCCAUGCCGGUCAAAUGCUGCGACACGCCAAGCAGAGUCUCGAGAGAGCGCCGGUUGAGUGCUUGCACAUUUUUUACGCUGCAGUCGCCUUGCAUUCCGUCUCGCUGGUCGUGCUGCAACAAGACAGACACGCAUCCCCGGGUCAGAUUGUACGGAUUUCAUUCUACAGCUCAGCAGCAUCUUCGGCGCGGGCGGCACGGCCUGCAGGACCUUGGCGAAAGUGCUCUUCAGCGUCGUCGAUGGCGUCGUCCACCUCACCUUCGUCGUCUCAUGGCGGCAACAGCUUGAUGGAUACAGGCUUCGCCCAGGCAGACGGUCGUGCAGAACACAGGACAACAUACAUGCUUGAAUCAGUCGGCAAUCUCGCCCAUUCCAUGGCUCCUGCAAGAGUGCUUUCGUUGGCGUCAAGGUGGCUGCAAGCAAGGGAUGGUGCGGGAGUAUGGCCAAUCGGUCAGUCGCUCGCAAAGAUCCUGGACUCGUUGGCGACGCUUCCGCUCAGGUAA
Molecule: messenger RNA, 3693 nt
Organism: Sporisorium graminicola
Lineage: Eukaryota; Fungi; Basidiomycota; Ustilaginomycetes; Ustilaginales; Ustilaginaceae
Exons: 1
Coding region: 1-3693 (1230 amino acids)
Biological process (GO): regulation of DNA-templated transcription; DNA-templated transcription
Molecular function (GO): zinc ion binding; DNA-binding transcription factor activity, RNA polymerase II-specific; DNA binding
Source: RefSeq, a predicted model, not a curated record